This is a messenger RNA of Acanthoscelides obtectus, 852 nucleotides long. NCBI's taxonomy places the organism in Eukaryota, Metazoa, Arthropoda, Insecta, Coleoptera, Chrysomelidae. The record is from the annotation of a GenBank genome assembly.
AUGUCCGCUGAUUGCUUCAAGGCCGUCGAUUUCUUUUUCAAACUCUUCGGAAUCUGGAUGGACAACAGCUCAAGAUACAAAAUGGUAGCUUAUAUCGUAUGGGAUAGCUUCGUAUUCUUUUUAGGCUGUGGCUUUGCAGCGCUUGAAGCGAUGAUGAUUAGGACGAGUAUCAAGGACUUGAGGUUGUUUUUCAAGGUGUUUGGGAUGUUUGCAGGACAUCAGUUGGCUCUAAUGAAAUUUGUUGUGAUGGUGAAGAAUUAUGGGAAGUUAUCUAAUUUAAAGACGAAACUUCGGAGCAGGUGCUUCCGGUACGAUCCUUUUGAUUUAUUUGAUCCGGAGAAAAUGAUGUCGGAGUCAGCCAGAUUCUGUGCCCGCUUUGCGACCUUUAUGUUCACGGCUUACGGAAUGGUGGGCGUAACCGCACAUGUGUCCGCCCUUUGGAGGCUGGACACCGAACAGCACGGCAAGUACUUCGAAGGUAACUCGUCUUGUGAUGACUUCAUACCGUACGUUUUUGUGAAUCCCUUUGACGACGGCAGUAUAAGGGGUUGCAAGAAUGCUCUGUUGAUGAUGGAUAUCUGCUUUUAUAUUCUUUCAACAUAUAUGGCGGGAUAUGAUGCAAUUUUCUGCUGUCUAAUUGUUUGUCUGGAUACGCAGCUACAAAUACUAAGUAUAGCAACAAAAAAUGUUCGUGAGAGAUUGUUGACUGGAUCUGGUUUGUCCGAGGAAUAUAGAAUGAGUCACGACAACGUGUCCCCUGACUUUGAGAAAAGAUUAUACAUGGAAAUCAGAAAAUGCAAUCGCCAUCUUUCAUUUCUGUUGAGGUACAUUUUCAUUUUUGAUGCUAAUUAG